CAAACAGAAGAACUGCAACGUGUUGGCAAUCGUUUCACUUUGGUUGGUGGGAUGUUUACGUUGAAUAGGUCAAGUUGUUUGCCAUUUUUCUAAAGAACAAGAUUAGUUGCCAUUUUCAUGGCUGUGUUCUUGGUCGCUAAAACUGAUGUUCAAUGAUUUCAUCUUGAGAAUCUUGCUGUUAACUGUCAAUAGUGCACAAGGAAGCAAGUUGCAGUAGACAUGGAUCCCAACGGAGGCGUGCCGAACAAGUCACCAUUGCACGCAUCACAAACUGCAAGAGCCUACAUGGCUGCUGCUCCUGUUGGUGCUGCCAGGAAGAAGCACCCAGGGAAAGCUAUUAUGGCAGGUGGUAUUGCAGGUGGAUUGGAGGUGUGCUGCACUUUCCCAACAGAAUAUGUUAAAACCCAGCUUCAACUAGAUGCUCAUGCUAGUGUUCCCAAAUAUACAGGUGUUAUGAACUGUGCUGCGGUUACAGUGAAAGAACAUGGAUUCUUUGGACUCUAUAGAGGAAUUAGUUCACUUCUUUAUGGAUCAAUACCAAAGGCAUCAGUAAGGUUUGCAACAUAUGAAUACUUGAGAAACACAUUUGCAGAUGAAAAAGGGAAGAUGUCACAAGUGCAUACAUUAUUGUCUGGCCUAGGGGCAGGUGUAGCUGAAGCUAUUGUUAUUGUUUGUCCAAUGGAAACAAUAAAAGUCAAAUUUAUACAUGAUCAAACUCAGCCAAACCCAAAAUAUAAAGGAUUUUUCAGUGGUGUAUAUACAAUUGUGAAAACUGAAGGAAUACGCGGCACAUAUCAAGGACUGCUACCAACAAUUUUGAAACAAGGGUCAAACCAAGCCAUUAGAUUUUUUGUCUUCAAUAACCUAAAGGCCUAUUUCCAAGGAGGUGAUAAUACUAAGGAGAUUGGUCCUGUUAAGACUUUCUUUAUUGGAGGUAUUGCUGGAGCUGCUAGUGUUUUUGGUAACACUCCUAUUGAUGUUGUGAAAACUAGAAUGCAGGGUCUUGAAGCACAUAAAUACAAAGGAAUGGUUGACUGUAUUGUGAGAACAUGGAAAGAGGAGGGCGCAAGAGCGUUUUACAAAGGCACAGUGCCCCGUCUAGGCCGAGUGUGUUUUGAUGUUGCUUUUACAUUUACAAUAUAUGAACAAACAAUGAAAUUAUUGGAUUUUGUUUGGAAAACCGAUUAGUACUCUAUAAUGGUGGAACAAUAAAACAAUGAUAUGAAACAUUUUGUGAUGUGACAGAUAAUGUUAUUCUAUUACAUAGUAUGUAAUUGGUUUCUGAGUGAGUGUUAAAUGCUUUUUAUAUAUAGACUCUUCAUUAGAAAGGCAUAUAUGUGCUAGAUUUGUCAGUUACUUAGUAUACUUUUUGGAAAAUAUGGAGAGCUCCUUAUUUCAUUCAGUUAGAAUUGACACAAAACUUUAUUUUUAAAAAUAUUUCUUUUGCAUAAACGAUAGAUGUUGUAUUUUGUCUGAUAAUUAUUGAUAUUGAUGUCUGAUAGCGAAAGUCUUACUUCAACAAGAAAGAAAUCGUUUAUUAAAUGUAUAAUAAUAAGUGCUUAAACUAUAUGUAUUAUGAAAUGAAAUAGUUACAAUAAAGCAGUUCUUCACUUAUCUGCACUUCAUAAUAAAGACUUUGGUGAUCUGUCUAAAAUGGCUAUACCUAAUUAAAAAUUAUAUUUCGAAGUAAACCCAAUUUUUUUAUUUAAGCUAAGUCUUUUUACUUACUUGCUGUAUAACUUCUGUGAACAGUAAUUUCAAAAUAAAUCCUUUCAAAAAUAUUGAACAGUAUCAUACAAAUUUCGAUUAAAACUUUUGUAACACAAACAUCAGAACAGGUUACAAAAUAGGCACUCAAGCUGAAAUGCAUUUUGUUGAACAUAAAUUAUGUUACCAUUUCCUCUGGAAGUAAUAUUUAGGUAAGAACCCAUUUAUAAAGAUUAAAUUUUUUUCACAUCAGGUUUCUUUAACAAAGGCAAAUUUGAAACUACCUUGUUGAGAAAAAAAUAAGAGAAAAUAUGUUUCAUUGAGCAUUACUUUUUAAAACAAAUAAUACUACUGCUCUUUAAAACACAUACUGCUAUUUUAAUGGCAAUUUGUAAAUUAAUCAAUAAGCAUCUAUGUUGGAAAAACAUUUUAGAAAUUCUAGUUCUUUUGGGCGUUAACAUUUUGCCAGUUUUUUAAUGGCUAGCAACUUGAAAUAAUUUUAAUUGAAAUUAUCAUUGUUUGAAAUGUUGCAAGUAACUGUAACAGUGAAGUAAUUACUGUCAUUCAAAUUCUGGAUUUUGACAUGAGAUUUUCUUGUGACGCUAA
Messenger RNA from Rhopilema esculentum, 2313 nucleotides. RefSeq names its product tricarboxylate transport protein B, mitochondrial. Gene Ontology annotation, cellular component: mitochondrion. The record is from RefSeq and is a predicted model, not a curated record. NCBI's taxonomy places the organism in Eukaryota, Metazoa, Cnidaria, Scyphozoa, Rhizostomeae, Rhizostomatidae. Gene Ontology annotation, biological process: mitochondrial citrate transmembrane transport. Gene Ontology annotation, molecular function: citrate secondary active transmembrane transporter activity.